AUGGAUGACGCAAAGAGGAGAGCUUUGAUCAAGUCCCAGGCCGUCAAGAAGAGGGAAUCCGGCGAGGAGGUUCCUAAGGUGUCAGCUUCAGUCCCUAAGAGGAAACUGACGACAAAAUCCGACCGUCCAUUUAAGCAACCAAAGGUCUCUCUUGAACCUGUGGUUGGCUUAAUGGCUGAGGGUAACAAGGCCGUCACCCCAGCAAAGCAGGGGAAGGGUAAGGGAUUGAUGACGGUCCCAGACGGUAAGCAAGAGAGACCUCCUUCCCUUCUCCGUGAUGACUCCCAGUAUGCAUUGGAGAAGCUGUCGUCCAUCAUCACGGCAGAAGACUAUGAAGACCUGGGAAACCAUUCGACGAAGGCCAUGGGGGAGACGGGCCUCUUUGCCGUCGCUCAGUCCUUGGUCAUGAUGAAGGGACUACUUGACCGGUGUCUCAACCGUGAGAGUACCUUGGACCGGGUGCGCGCGAAGGCGCAGCAGACGGAGGAAGAGCUCGGACAACUUCAUAAAUGGAGGUCUAAGAUGGAGAAGAAGCUGGAGCUUUCUGAGCAGGCGAGGAAGGAACUGGAGGAGAAGACGGCCACUUCGCUGACGGCCAUAGAGAAUAAAGAGGCUGAGAUCAAACAGCUCAAAGAAGAGCUCCGUCAGGCGAAAGUGGCAGCCGUUGAGGAGUAUCGUUGCUCGGAGUCCUAUAUGCUUUUUAUAAUUGUUUGGUAUUCUGUUUAA
Quercus robur (English oak) is the source of this 726-nucleotide messenger RNA. RefSeq lists its product as uncharacterized. The record is from RefSeq and is a predicted model, not a curated record. The transcript has 3 exons. NCBI's taxonomy places the organism in Eukaryota, Viridiplantae, Streptophyta, Magnoliopsida, Fagales, Fagaceae. The coding region runs from base 1 to 726 and encodes 241 amino acids.